Jaculus jaculus (lesser Egyptian jerboa) is the source of this 783-nucleotide messenger RNA. RefSeq names its product transmembrane protein 88 (gene Tmem88). The coding region runs from base 33 to 512 and encodes 159 amino acids. NCBI's taxonomy places the organism in Eukaryota, Metazoa, Chordata, Mammalia, Rodentia, Dipodidae. Gene Ontology annotation, cellular component: plasma membrane. Gene Ontology annotation, molecular function: PDZ domain binding. The transcript is spliced from 2 exons. The record is from RefSeq and is a predicted model, not a curated record. Gene Ontology annotation, biological process: negative regulation of canonical Wnt signaling pathway.
GGCCGAGGCCUCGGGCGGGAGCCAGCCAGGCCAUGGCGGAUAUCCCUGGAGGUCAGCGAGCAGUUCUCGGCGGCGGCUCAGACCCCCGAGACCCCCUAGAUUGCUGGGCUUGUGCCGUACUGGUAACAGCACAGAAUCUUCUGGUGGCUGCCUUCAAUCUCCUCCUGCUGGCGCUGGUGCUCGGGACCAUCUUGCUUCCCGCCGUCACCAUGCUGGGCUUCGGCUUCCUCUGCCACUCCCAGUUCCUGCACUCCCAGGCACCCCCUUGCACGGCGCACCUGCGGGACCCGGGCUUCACGGCCCUUCUGGUCACUGGAUUCCUGCUCCUCGUGCCGUUGCUAGUGCUUGCCCUGGCCAGCUACCGCCGCCUCUGCCUGCGCCUCCGCCUGGCCGACUGCCUCGUGCCCUACAGCCGAGCCCUCUACAGGCGCAGGCGUGCCUCGCAGCCAAGGCAGACCCGGGCCUCUCCAGGUUCCCAGGCUGUUCCGACACCUGGAAAGGUUUGGGUCUGAGGUGCAUCGUCGAGUCAAGACUCCUGUAGGCUGACCGCCCUCCUGGUUACCAAGGACUUCGAAGCCCAGUGAUACCCCGCUCCCACCCCUGCCUGAACCAGGUUCUAGGAUCCUUUUGGCGGAACAGCGGCAUCCGUGGACCCAAUGCUGGUGAAAAUUCCCACGCCCCAGAAAAUCUAUUUUACUCCAAGCAUCCACAUCAGAAUCCUGAACAUCUAUCUGGGCUGGACCCUGUACACCCUCUCUCCCCCCUCCCUUAACGUAAACUGAA